This is a messenger RNA of Prunus dulcis (almond), 1097 nucleotides long. RefSeq names its product cyclin-dependent kinase inhibitor 7-like. NCBI's taxonomy places the organism in Eukaryota, Viridiplantae, Streptophyta, Magnoliopsida, Rosales, Rosaceae. Bases 153 to 758 code for a protein of 201 amino acids. The record is from RefSeq and is a predicted model, not a curated record. Gene Ontology annotation, biological process: negative regulation of cyclin-dependent protein serine/threonine kinase activity. Gene Ontology annotation, molecular function: cyclin-dependent protein serine/threonine kinase inhibitor activity. The transcript is spliced from 4 exons. Gene Ontology annotation, cellular component: nucleus.
UCUUGGAUCUCCCACUUUUCUCUCUCCUUCCUUCCUCUCCUUCAAAAUCAAAACCAAAAAUAGCAAAAAAUAAGAGAGAAGCACACACUCUGUGCGUGUGUGCGUGCACUGCUCUAGCCUUCUUUACACAGAGAGAAGAGAGAGAGAGAGAGAUGGGGGACUGUAACUGUAAGCGAAUGGCGGCCAUGGACGACUCAGCCACAGGCGUGUCGAAGAGGAGAAAAUUCAGAGCUUCUUCAUCUCCGCACAAGCAACGCUUCUCACACUCAGAGGCGCCAUUGCCGCCAAGUCCACCAAUGCUUCAUCUCCGUCACUCUCAUUCUCCUCAGCUCCUGAAUUCCUCCGAUUCUUGCUCGAACUUUUGCUCUGAUCACUCUCCUCCUUCCUCUUGCUGCUCCAGCAAUGAGCUCAACGACGUCGUCGUCGCCCACAGCUCGCCGCUCCUAGAUCUGGAGGCCAAGAGUUUCGAAACCGUCCACUCCAACUCUCCUUCGGCCAACAAUAAAUUCAGCAGAGAAACGACGCCGUCCAGCGAGCUGUGCCUAGGCUCCGAGGAAAUGGAAUCGCCUGCGCCGGCGGUGUAUCUCCGACGGAGACAACUCCCGGUGAGCAAAGCUCCUCCGAGUGAUGAGAUCGAAGAGUUCUUCGCCAUGGCCGAGAAGUACGAGCAAAAGCGCUUUGCAGAGAAGUACAACUAUGACAUCGUCAAGGAUAUGCCUUUGGAGGGCCGUUACCAGUGGGUUCGUUUGAAGCCAUAAGCAAGCAGCAUUCAGUUAGCUACGCGAGAGAGAGAGAGAGAGAGAGAGAGAGAGAGAGCAGAAGAGAGAGAGGGAAAGAAUAAACUGACACUAGGUAGGACAGAAAGUUGCAUGCAACUUCUAAUUUUAUGCGUUUGUUUUGGAGCUAUAGAGGUCUGGGUUCUAGCAUAAUGCACGGAGGAGGGUUUGAAUUUAAUUUGGGUUUUUAUUUGUACAGCUGCUUCUCUUUUCUUUUGAUGUCUCCAUGGUGUUGUCAUUGUGCACACCAAAUGGAAGCUUCUAAUUCUUCUGCAACUCCCCAGCUUUUUAAUUCAAAUAUAUUUUGCAACAAUUUCCACA